This is a messenger RNA of Cantharellus anzutake, 507 nucleotides long. RefSeq lists its product as uncharacterized. The transcript has 2 exons. Bases 102 to 374 code for a protein of 90 amino acids. The record is from RefSeq and is a predicted model, not a curated record. Lineage: Eukaryota; Fungi; Basidiomycota; Agaricomycetes; Cantharellales; Hydnaceae.
AUUUUUUGCUGGUUUCAACGGUUGUCCACUUUAACGCGGACAGAUUGUGUACUCAGACGUGAGAUGAAAGUGCACCUGCGAAGGCUGGGUUAAAUUUCAAUAUGUCCACUCUCAAGGAACGUAUUGCUGCGCUGCAAGCCAACAGUGGACUUACACCUCCUGGGAACGGAUCGUCACGAUUUUCGACUCCAUCUCCAGGCCCGCAGCACUCGCCGUCGGAAAAGGUGCCUGCGAAUCGCUUGAGCGACAAAAUAGCGCGUUUCGACAAACUUGGCAGGGCACCUCUGCCGAGAAGUGGCUUUGGAUUAGGAUCUCCGCUUUCUCCCGUGCCAAUUCCCCGAAAUACGAGUCAUUCACAAACAGUUAGCUACUGAUGCCAAGCUGACUCGGACCACAUCAAACCGCUUUUCAAGGGAACCACCCGAAGAACAACCCACUUCUCCAUCUGAGCCGCAUCCCUUUGAAACGAUAAAAGCUCGUCCACCAUCGGUUCUCUCUGCACGUAGU